This is a messenger RNA of Manduca sexta (tobacco hornworm), 3480 nucleotides long. RefSeq names its product zinc finger protein 665. Gene Ontology annotation, molecular function: RNA polymerase II cis-regulatory region sequence-specific DNA binding; DNA-binding transcription factor activity. Lineage: Eukaryota; Metazoa; Arthropoda; Insecta; Lepidoptera; Sphingidae. Gene Ontology annotation, biological process: regulation of transcription by RNA polymerase II. The transcript is spliced from 15 exons. The record is from RefSeq and is a predicted model, not a curated record. The coding region runs from base 655 to 2313 and encodes 552 amino acids.
UUAACUUUUUCCCGUAUUUUAUUAAAAAUAUUGACAUCUAGAAGCUUUUCUAAUCCUCAUAUCCGGGUGUAGGACGUUUUUUAUUUAUUUAUAAUUUUUUGUAUUAUGCCUUAUAUUUUAACCGUGUACGUUCCACAGCUGAUGUUUUGUAGGUAGUUUGAAUAAACUUUAUUUUACCAUAGGCAAUAAGUUUAGUAGUGAUUUUAUUGUCGGUAACUUGAUAUGUUUAAAAUAAUAAUUGUUGCUUACAUCAUUUAAAUUUUUAAACAACUUAUUUAAGUAAUAAAAUAAUUCUUUUACAUAUGCGAAUAAGGAAGCAGUGUUUACUUGAGUAUACACAUUGAAAGCUGAUUUAGUGAGAAUUAUAAGAGUUAAAGCGGCCAUAGCCUAGUUGGGUGUGGAACGGACUGCUGAGACAAUAUCCGCAGGUUCAAAACCCAAACACACCUCUGACUUUUCUAAAAUUAUGUGCCAGAUGGACUCUCAAUCCAAGUAUGCUGGGAGUGCCUUGCAGAUGUGAGGUCGGUGUUGAGGUUUCAAGCGAGGAUCCUGCGUUCCUUCGAGUUCCUGAUUAACUAUUCUCAUGAGAAUACAUUCCUCAACUGCCCUGAAGAUUUCACAGAGUAUUCGUCAACAAGACUGACCACAUCGCCUAUGGAGGUGCACUCCAUGCUGAAGGAUGAGGAAGAACUGAUCGAAGUUAAGGUGGAAGAUGAUCUGAAGUAUGAGCCUUUUGAAAGUUCUUCAUUAAAAGAAGAGAAAGACUACACACAAGAUGACUUCUCGGAAGACUUGCCUUCGCAAGAAGUGGACGCGUCCUCAGAAGACGAUAUACAACUGUCCAAACUCAAAAAAAAGAAAGAGAAGAGAGAGAAGAAGAGUAAGAAAGACCGAAAGAAGAAGGAGAAGCACAAACCAGAAGAACUGCAACUGAAAGCCAGCAGGAAGCUGAAGAACCUCCCCGAGGACCUCGUGGAGCUAUACAGCAUGAGCGAGGAGGAGAUGUGGGCAGUGAGAGCCUCGGACGUGGCGAGUGCGGACUUCACUAACUUGCGGUACAAAUGUACUGAUUGUAUACUGGGUUUCAAUACUGAGAAGCUAAUGGCGGAUCAUUUCAACGGGAAGCAUAGAGUGAAAGGCGACGUGUGCCACCAGUGUAACAUCUGCAAGGCGUACUUCCUGACCAAAGACAAUUUGUCUGUGCAUAGAUCGCUUCAUCUAACGGCUUAUAGGUGUAAGCAGUGCGGCGCGAAGACGUCCCUGAAGCGGCUGAUGCUGAAGCACGUGAGCUCGCACCGGCGCGACGCCGACGAGUACAAGUGCAGCACCUGCGGGGGAGAGUUCAGCACGAAGUCUAAGCUGACGUACCACAAAGGCGUUUGCCAUCAAGAGAAACCUCAAUGCGACUGCUGUGGCAAGGUGUUCGCCAAUAAGAUGACUCUCAAAUAUCAUUUGAAAAUUCUCCCUCAAAACAAAGACGAUAAGCCUAAAGAGAAGUUACAUAUACCUUGCAAGGGGUGUAACAAAGUGUUCCACUCGAAGAAGAGUUACCGAGCUCAUGUGGUGAUCCAUGACGGCCUCACGUACCCGUGUCCGACGUGCGGCAAGCUUUUCCAGUGGAAGCGGAACUUGGCGAGACACGCGAGGAACCACAGGGAAAGGGAAGCCGGGGCGCUGCACGAGUGCAAGGACUGCGGCAAGACGUUCGCCAGCCGAGACUGUUACGCGAACCAUCUGAGGCUCAGCAAGCGGCAUGCGGCGGAGGAUAGCUAUGCCCACGAGUGUAACUACUGCGGUAAGAAGUUCCCCACCAAGUGGUGUAUGGUGGACCACAUAGACUGGGACCAUUUGAAGCGGAUAAAAUACCAGUGCAGCGUGUGUUUCAAGCCUUUCAAAACGGCCAAGAUAAUGGUGGCGCAUGUGAACAACAUACACGAGGGAAAGAAGAGGGAGCAGGAAGGCGAACACCUCUGCGAGAUCUGCGGCAAAUCAUAUAAGACGGUGAAACGCCUCAAGGGCCACGUAUGGGCGAUGCACACAAAACGAUCCACAACUAAGAGCUUUAAGUGCAAGCUGUGUCCGGCGACUUUCACCUGGCAGACGUCGAUAUACAAACACGUCAAGAUCAUGCACGACAGCGGCAAGCGGAAGCAACAAGCCCGCCCCCCUCCAGUGAAGAAGGAGGAAUACCCAGUGCGCCUCGAGUUGGCAAACGUGCAGUACUUCCAGCAGAACAUAGCCAACAACCUCAUGCAGAACAUAGUGCAGUCAGUUCAUGUGCAGCACGCUGGCGUGAUGCAGAAUCUCGUGUGAGAUGUGUCUAUUUUACCACCAAGCAUAAGCAGAGGUUUAGAAGCAAUGUAGAGCAGUGUUUCCCAACCUUUUUUAAACCCACCAUAAUUUUUAACCUUUAAAAAUUCUUUUGUUUCCUAAAGAAAUGUAAAUUAGUUUAAGGAAGAAAUCACUAUGAAAUUGUUAACAAAACUUCAUGGAAAACUGAAAAUUCUGUUUAAAUUGUCCCUCUUAACUAUCAAAUUGCCCCCCUGUGGGACGUGGGCCCCACGUUGGGAAACACUCAUGUAGAGUAAGACGGGUAAUUUGAAAUUUGCGUAGUAUAUAGCAAGGCUGUCCUAUAUUGGAAGUGGUCACUAAUUUUGCAUCCAAGUCAGCCUGCGGGUCAGAUAUGAGUGGAUACAUUUAUUAUCAUAAUAGUGUAAAAUCAUUGACGUAUAUUCUAUAGAGACGAACGUCCUUAAUAAUUUGUUUAAAAUCUGAACUAAAAUGGCAAAACGUCACUGUUAUAACAUAUUUAUUUAUUUGAACAAAUAAUUUUACUUAUUUCACUAAUAUUUUACACUAGACUCGAGUUCUUAUAUCAUGAGCGUCACUCCGUACACAACAAGCUGUCAAUAUUGACCAUACUAAUCAGUUUGAAUGGAUUGCAGUUCAAUUCGGUUGAACACAGUUUAUUUUCGGAACGCCAAAUCUAGUACGUAGUACAUAUAUAUCGAUGACAGUCUACAUUAGCAACACUGGAGUAAUACUGAAUCUUAUUUUUUUUUUUUUAUUAUUAAACAAAAGGCAUAACACAGAACACAAUCAUUAUAAAGAAAUCUUAAGCACUAAAUUACAUUAAGACUAGAUUGUAUUCCUUAAACCUAUGCCCUAAUUGAAAUUAUACUACGGAAUCGACUCUACAAAAAAACAAUAAACAAUUAACAAAAUAAACAUCUGCUUAUACUUAAUCUGGCGAGAUGAGGUCUAUUCCUACCAUUAAGCUAUAUUGUAUAGUUUAAAGGACUUUACUGGGCAUUAUAAUAAGACAUGGCAAUUUUAGUGGAGAAAUGUGUCAUUAAAAAAAGAUUUGAAAUAUACAAUCUCAUUUAGUUUUAUAUUUAAGAAUGAAGUCUGUAUAUACACACACACACUAAGAUCUGUAAUAUUUAACCUACUUUUAUACAAUAUAUUAUGAGAUGAAAA